This is a messenger RNA of Gamsiella multidivaricata, 1596 nucleotides long. RefSeq lists its product as uncharacterized. Gene Ontology annotation, biological process: beta-D-galactose catabolic process via UDP-galactose, Leloir pathway. The record is from RefSeq and is a predicted model, not a curated record. Gene Ontology annotation, molecular function: UDP-glucose 4-epimerase activity. NCBI's taxonomy places the organism in Eukaryota, Fungi, Mortierellomycota, Mortierellomycetes, Mortierellales, Mortierellaceae. The transcript is spliced from 2 exons. The coding region runs from base 196 to 1395 and encodes 399 amino acids. Gene Ontology annotation, cellular component: cytosol.
CUGGGGCCUCUGUUUGUGAGAUGCGCUUUCGGUUGGCGGUGCCAUCUGCUGAACCUUGUUUUAAUAGGUAUCCAAAUUGGGCACAAAUGGAACAUCUCCCAUCUCCCUUCUCUCUUUCUUUUUCGUCCUUAAACCCCCUCAGCUCCUCCUCCUUUACCUCCCUCACCUUUCUCCCUCACCUUUACAUCCUCCACAAUGUCCCACCCCAAGCAGACCAUCCUCGUUACCGGCGGCUGCGGCUACAUCGGCUCACACACGGUCCUUCGACUGCUCGAGUCCGGCUACAAGGUCGUCGUCGUCGACAACCUCUCCAACUCCUCCUACGAGGCCCUCCGCCGGGUCCACACCCUCUACGGCCAAACCGCCGCUGCUUCGCCCUCCCCAGUCUUCGAAGACGCCUCCCUCCCGCUCGAGAGCUUGAUCCCAUUCUACAAAGUCGAUAUCCUCGACCGCACCGGCCUCAAGGAGGUUUUCGCCUCCCACCCCGACAUCUCAUCCGUCAUCCAUUUCGCCGGUCGCAAGGCUGUGGGCGAAUCCGGUCGCAUUCCUCUGGACUACUACAAUGUCAACAUCUCUGGCACGGUGAAUCUGCUCCAAGUCAUGGAAGAACAUGACGUCCGCAAGAUCGUCUUCUCCUCAUCCGCAACCGUCUAUGGCAACCCACCCCAUAUUCCCAUCCCAGAGGAAUCGCCCAUCGUCGCGUCCAUGAGCCCCUACGGUCGGACAAAGGUCUUUUUGGAGCAUAUCAUCAAGGACCUCUGUGUGGCCUCGCUACUGAAGCAGGAGCAGCAUCUGGCGGAAUUGAAGCACAGUGGAGAGGACUCUGAUCAGGCCAAGGACACGCAAAAGAACUACCAAUGGAGCGCUGUCCUGCUGAGGUACUUUAACCCCGCGGGCGCACAUCCAAGCGGGAUCAUGGGCGAAGAUCCUCAGGGGAUCCCCAAUAACCUGAUGCCGUUCCUCGCCCAGGUCGCGGUCGGAAACCUCGACAAGUUAUCUGUCUUUGGAAACGAUUACCCUACAGUUGACGGUACCUGCAUUCGCGAUUACCUCCACGUGGUCGACUUGGCACAGGGACACGUCGCUGCACUCGAGAAGAUGCAGAGCUCUGGAUCGCAAUUCGGCUGCCAGGCCUACAACGUGGGCACGGGUACUGGCUACUCUGUCUUUGAUAUGAUCAAGGCUUUCAACAAGGCCGUUGGCAGGGAACUGCCCUUUGUGGUCACGGUACGUCGUCCAGGUGAUGUCCCUAACUUGACAGCGGAUCCAAAACUCGCGAACAAGGAAUUGAACUGGAAGGCCGAGAAGACUCUGGACGAGAUGUGUGCGGAUCUGUGGAGGUGGCAGCGUAAUAACCCUAAGGGGUAUAACACUGUAGUACCUAGCACGGUUUAAGAAGAAGAAGAAAAAAAAAUGGUGUACAGGAUCAUCUUGUUGAACGAUCGUUUGAGGAGGGGGCGAUUCGCUUGGGCGGAACAAACACGAAAGAGAAGACCUCGUAGAAAGCAGGAUCGAUCGAUAUACAUAUAUACAUAGAGAAUAAAAGAAUGACAACUGCACAGCGUAAAAAAAAAUAAACUCCUCGCUUUGUCCGUC